This is a messenger RNA of Benincasa hispida (wax gourd), 1079 nucleotides long. The record is from RefSeq and is a predicted model, not a curated record. Lineage: Eukaryota; Viridiplantae; Streptophyta; Magnoliopsida; Cucurbitales; Cucurbitaceae.
AAGAAGAGGCCGCGUAGUUGCCUUCUUCUUGCUUUAAAAAUCAGCCUUCCUUCCUUUCUUCAUUCUCCUCUCAACUAAAAACCUAAACCCUUCCUCUCUCCCUUCCUCCAUUAAUAUCCAUUCUUAGUCUCUUCACCAUUUCUCACUCUCUUCCUCUAAAGAUUCUUUAAUCUUUGACGCUGCCUCUCUGUAUUGCUCGAUUGAUUUCUUCACAUGGAUGCGAUUUCUGAAGACCUGAGGAGUUCUGAUUUCAUGGACCACCGACCGAGUAAACGCCGAAAAAUCGAAUCGGAGAAUCAUGCGGCCGACAUUUGCGGCACGGACUUCACAACACGCUGGACAACAGACUCGGAGCAGCGGAUUUACUCUUCCAAAUUAGUUGAUGCUCUUCAUCGAAUAACUGCUCAGAAAUCCGCAUCGCUUCCACCGAGAUCUUCGAUUGACGGCCGCAAAGUCCGCGAGACGGCGGACCGAGUUCUCGCCGUCGCGGCUAAAGGUAAGACUCGCUGGAGCAGAGCAAUCCUCACGAAUCGACUCGGACUCAAACUCAAGAAGGUGAAGCCGGUCGGAAACUGUAUCCGGCCGAAGAAAUUGAAAAUUAGGUCCGAGACGAGAAAAUUGCCGACGGUGCAGAGGAAAGUUCGAACUCUCGGCCGGCUGGUUCCCGGCUGCCGGAAAAUCUCAUUUCCGAACCUUCUUGAAGAAGCGUCGGAUUACAUCGCCGCUCUACAGAUGCAGGUCCGCGCCAUGACGGCCGUCGCCGAGCUUCUCGCCGGCGCUCCGGCUGAUCGUCAAAGUUUUAGAACAAACUCGUAGAAGCCACCCUAAAGGCUUGUAAUGCCAGGUGUUUUUUUCUUUUUUUAAUCUUUUUAUUUUUCUUUCACGAAUAUUAUUCGUGUAUUGUUAUGAAAUAUUUUAUUGUACACAUUUUUAAUCUCCAUUUCUUUUUUUCUUUUUAUUUUUGGGUUUAAUUUUUUUUAUUGAAAAGUAGUACCUAAUGUUGAUUCUCUUAAUAUAAUAAGAGAAGAAAGAUGAGCCCCAAUGAAAUUAGGAAUUUAGGGUUUGCUAAUUUUUUUUUA